AUCAGUAUUGUUUCGGUAACAAAAUGGCUGUCACACGUCGAGGUUAUAUUUUCAGUGCGUUUUUAUCAAGUGUUCUGUGUGUUUUAUUAAUUGUGGUUGCUUUGUCUAGUGAUAGUUGGGUAGUAUCGUUAGCCACUACAAAUGUCCAAGUCAGCGACAGUGAGCUGAGAUAUGGACUGUUCAGAGGCGAGCUGAUAUUAAGAAACCUCGCCACACCCAAUAUAAAUACUCUUUAUAUGACGUGUAUUUCAAACGUGAAUGCUUGCGCGCUCAGCUGUAAAACCGAUGCAGAUGCGAGGAUCGCUGAGGUAGAGGCGUUGGCGGCAGGUUUCCGGCCGUCCCCUGCUUGCCUCUCCAUCACGGACGUCGACGACACGGACCCACUUGAAAAGCCGCCGGUAAUAUCAUACGCAUUCUACGUGAGUGUGAUCACGAUACUAUGCGCUCAGCUGUUUGUGGCUGUCACUGCCGCCGGCCUGGCCAUCCUGAAUGCUACUAAGAACCCAACCGAACCCAUCUUCGGAUUACCUGGAUGUCUUUGGACGAACGUAGCCACUGCUUGUCUCGGGUGCAUUGUGAUGCUGAUGUUCGGUAUCUACUGGCUCACAAGCGGACUCAAUGAACAUCUAGCUCUGGCAUACAUCGCGCUGGGAACGUAUGAGGCAGGACCUGGUUUGGGGUACUCUUACUGGUUAUUAAUAGUAUCGAUCCUCUGUGCGGUUGGCAACAUCGCCCUCAUCCAAAUAAGAGCCUACCUCCUAGAGAGGGAUCCCCCACCGCCAAUGAUCAAAGUGGAAAACCAUUCAGACGGAACCAUAUUCCUGUAUUAAGAUGUACAAAUAAUUAUCGUAAUGGCUAAAAUCCUGAGUGAUUAAAACAGACCUGUGUCUGUACUAUGAACUCUCACAUCGGUUCUUUUGUUGAUGUGGUAGAGAGAAAGUAUACUCUUCGUAUAGCUGCAUCCCUUUCCCACAACGGUUAUAACUCUGAUGUAAGAUUUCAUAGUAAGCGCACUAAAAGUACGGUGAAGUAAGA
Messenger RNA from Trichoplusia ni (cabbage looper), 1035 nucleotides. RefSeq lists its product as uncharacterized. NCBI's taxonomy places the organism in Eukaryota, Metazoa, Arthropoda, Insecta, Lepidoptera, Noctuidae. The record is from RefSeq and is a predicted model, not a curated record. The coding region runs from base 24 to 830 and encodes 268 amino acids. The transcript is spliced from 7 exons.